UGGUACCUUUAAUCAUUGGUAGUUCCUUUGUGUUUUCUAAAGUCUCUGCUAAAGAAACAAUGAAUGAGUUAAUGACAUACGCGAAAGCAGGACAAAUCGUUCAAGAAGUGUUUAGUUCACUGAGAACUGUUCUUUCACUCAAUGGUAGCAAAUUUGAGCAGAAACGAUAUAAAAGAGAAUUGGAUUCUACCCGUUGGAGUAGUAUACGACAAGGUGCAAUGUUUGGGGUUUUUACUGGAGUAUUAACACUAAUAACUUACCUAGUUUAUUCAGUUGGUUUUUUCUUUGGUUCUCUUUUCAUGUCAGACAGAGCUCAUCAUAGUUCGGAUAUUAGUGAUAUUCUUGUUGUCGUCUUCCUCUUUGCAGAUUGCUUGUGUUUCUUCAGUUUCAUUGGCCCUUUUUUUCAAUCAAUUUCAGAAGCUCAAGGUGCAGCAGCAGCGGUCUUUCGACUUAUUGAUGAGAGAAAUGAUCCAAGUAUCAAUGAAGCAGAUGUAUGGAAAGAUGAUACAGAAUCAAUUUAUAAUAUCAAUGGUGAUAUUCAAUUUGACAAUGUCGACUUUAUUUAUCCAUCUCGAAAAGAAGCACCAGUUCUGCAUAAUCUCUCUCUUAUUGCUCGUGCUGGUCAGACAACUGCUCUUGUAGGUUUAAGUGGCUGUGGAAAAAGUACAUGUAUGACAUUGUUUCUUCGUUAUUAUGAACCUUCAUCGGGUCAAAUAACGAUCGAUGGUCGACCAAUAACAGACUACAAUGUCAAACAACUUCGAGAAAACAUUGGAGUUGUUAGUCAAGAACCCAUUUUAUUUGAUAUGAAUAUUUAUGAAAAUAUUCGUUUUGGUAAACUAAAUGCAACACAAGAAGAAAUUGAACAAGCAGCACGAGAAGCUAAUGCACAUCAUUUCAUCAUGCAAUUACCAGAUAAAUAUAAAACACUCGUUGGUGAACGUGGUGUACAGUUGAGUGGUGGUGAAAAACAACGUAU
This is a messenger RNA of Rotaria sordida, 979 nucleotides long. NCBI's taxonomy places the organism in Eukaryota, Metazoa, Rotifera, Eurotatoria, Philodinida, Philodinidae. The record is from the annotation of a GenBank genome assembly.